This is a messenger RNA of Mollisia scopiformis, 960 nucleotides long. RefSeq lists its product as uncharacterized. Lineage: Eukaryota; Fungi; Ascomycota; Leotiomycetes; Helotiales; Mollisiaceae. The record is from RefSeq and is a predicted model, not a curated record. The transcript has a single exon. Bases 240 to 626 code for a protein of 128 amino acids.
CUUAUUUCUCUCGUAUAUCGAACACGAUCCCGUAACCUCAAGCAUUUAGAUCCAUUCGAAAGGCCCAUUGUCCAGCCAUGGCCGAGAUCGUCCCAAGCUUCUCUCGCUAUACUUCACUAGCAACUCACACACCAACUGGUGGUCAUGCAGUCGAAGUAAAAGUUAUCAUAAUCCCGGCUGACGGCUCUGCGCCCUAUCUACGUCAUCUCAUGACCCGCGACGUAAGCAGUCAAGGCAACAUGGAUCGAUUCCUUUAUCAUGUACCAGACAUGCAAUACUCCUGGGGUUACUCAGAAGGGUGGCAAAGUCGGGAUAUUGAGCGGGUUGAAAUCAAAGGUCACGGAAAUCCAAGUGUCAACGGCGUCUACUACGGCUUCAAAUGUUUCAAUUUCGACCUACCAAGGAACAAGCACAUCGAGUGGGGCGUGUGGGGCGAUGCUUGUAUUGCCAAGAUGUCUGAGGAAAGAUACGCUGGAAGGGGUGUCAGAGUUUUCAAGAUGAAUGGAGAAGACGUUAUGGAUUUCAAGAAUGAGUUUAGUCAGUAUGCGAACUAUGAUGAUAUUGAUGAGGAUAUCAUCAAGACAGGGCUAUGGAAGGGUAUAUUGGAAAGAUUGUCGAAAGUAUAGGCGGGCGACGCUACAUGCCAUUAUUUUUAAUAUCCUUGAGAUACAUAUAUCCUACGAAGCGUUGAAUGCUAUCUUUCUCUGAUUAUUAUUCGAGGACAGCAGUUGGAACAAUGUGGGUCUCUCCUCUACUGCUAACGUUGAACCGAACAUUCCGACUCAACAAUGUCUGUCCCAACAAGGGAUUCUCACUGGAAACUAUUCCUCGUCGGAGGCCACACCUGCCAACCCUCAAGACAGAAGAUGCUCCUAUUAUCGCUAGUAAGGAACGGGGCGUAGUAACUCCAAUUUCCCGUGGCAUCGUAUUCCUCAUAUACAUAUGUCGAAUACGUAAUCU